GGCUGAACGACGUUACACUUCAAAGCAAAGAUGCUAACACCUUUGACAGGACUGUCAUUGUGUGUUCUACUGCUAAAUUUGAUACCAGGAAUCCAAGGCGCUUGUCUCGCAGAUACACAGUGCUUUGGGAAUGGGAACUACAACGCAACAACACAGACGUGUAGCUGCUACGCGCGCCAAAGAACGGGCCUAUACACUGGCGAAUGUUGCGAGAGUAUCGGCUGCACAUCACCAAACGCGACCUGCAAACACGGCUACUGCGACACUGAUGGAGAGAAAUGCGAGCGCUGCAUGACAGGAUGGAGUGGUCCAAACUGUGAAAACAUCACCUCGUGCUUUCCUUGGUUUCCCUGUAGAUAUCAUGGAUCCUGCAAGAAAUCUAGGGGUAGAUGCGACUGUGAGCCUGGCUGGGUGGGAGACCUGUGCGAUCGCUCUCUCUGCCAAGUUCCGUGCAAAUAUGGUGCAUGCCCAAACGACCCAAAGAAAUGCGAGUGUUACGACAAUUAUUAUGGCACAGAAUGUGAAAGGUAAUUAUUCAGCGUUUUACGGUCCAAACAGAUUCCUUUUAGCGUAUCAAAGGCCCCCGCAAAAAAGUCAUAAUAUCCUGAAAUUGCCAUUUGGGGAGAACUUCACUGAACAGCAAUUUGAAAAUACUAUGGAAUUUUUCAAAGUAUAAUAGCCAAUGGGGUUAUAAUCACCUACACUGUAUAAUUACCUCAAGCUCAAACAUCCGAAAUGAAAAUGAUGUAUUUUUAAAAGUUCUUUAAUUAAUGAAUUUUUUUCUCGAACACACAUAAUAAUUAUUAUUUUUCGUAAAGGCUUACAUUUUUAGCGGAGCUCUCGCGCUCGAAGCGCGACAGCGGAGCACCUUGGGUAAGAAAAUUUGAUAAACUGUCCAUCCGAGACAAUUUGGUUAUGACGUAGCGUACGAACGACCGUCCGUACACCCACUACAUGUAAGUCGAAGCUAAAUCUCAGGUUAUUUUGGCGUGAAAGCGUAUGGCCACCCGCGUCUUGUGAAGCAGACACAACUAAAGAGUCAAUAAAGACGAGAACGGAAAGCGGAAAAUGUUUCUGUAUACGGGUUUUUUUUUUUAAGCAUUAAGCUUAGAUUAAUUGUCAUGUCCACAAAUUUGGAAUGUAGAGAAAGAGGAAGACAGAGAAAAAGAGAAAGUAGGGCGACAGGCCAGCGAAGCUCAACGAGCAAAGGAGCUAGAGCGAGAGAGAAAAAACAAAAGGAGACAUUUUCUGUUGGAGGAACAAUAUGAAAUUUUGUAGUGGCGGGAUGCUAGCGGCCACCAGGGUGAAAAUGAGCGACAGUUAAAAGAGUGAACAAGAACACGUCCGACAUUUCCUUCAUAAAACGUGUAACUAGGGAGUGUCUGGAAGUUUCAUGUAACAGUCGUGCAAAACAACGGCAAAGAAAUGUACAAAAAAAGUGUGCUGCACGUGCAAACUUGCUUUUUUACCGUUCUCGUUGCCUUCGCCGCUUAACAUUAUACGAUUUCAUAUUUUGUUUGAGCAAACUGUAAAAAUUAUCAAGAGCUUCGCUUUUAGCUUGGCUAAAUCUAUAUGUUAUUUAGCCUGGUACAACUAAUAAAUGCACUUAUUCACUUGUUCAUCGAUCAGGGGGCACGUCCUCACCUUUGAAAAUAUCUCAACCCAAAAAGCAUCUUUAAAUUGACCAGAAAUGCUUGGCCUCUGCUAAAAUACCUUGUUAGUCCAGGUGCUUGACGAAAGAUACACCAAGUUAUUGAUAUCAUCCCCUCCCCCAGAUAAUUUGUGCUCCUGCCUUUUCUAACCGCAGAAGUAUUUCUGACUGCUUAUUUGUAGAUCGUACUGUGCAGCAGGAUGGGAAUGUUUAAACGGAGGCUACUGUGUUGAUCUCCACCACUGCGUUUGUCCUCCAAACUAUUCGGGUGAGUUCAAGCUUCAAGCAUAGAAAACAAAAACAAGUCCGCCCGUUGACGCGUGUUUCAGCCGCCUCGUACCCAGGCCAGUUCGCGCUAUCCGAAUUACCAGAGAAGGCUUGGAACCGAGCGCGAUAGCUCGGCGAAUUUUCCCGACCAGCUUGACAGGUGACGUCACAUCCGAAAUCGCCGAGGACGACUGGGAGCGAGGCUGGUGUUUCAGUACUUAUAACUGAACGGCCGGCAUGACUAAAUACCGCUGCUACAUUUCUUUUUUUCCAUUUGAUUAGCAACUAGAAAACGUUACAACAGCAGGAGCCGAUUACUUCUGACAACAGUAAUGAUAACAUGUCAAAAUACCUGAGAUAUUAGAUGUGUUUCGAUUCGAAAUCUUUAGUUGACUGUUUCGGGCAGUUCUUUCAAUCGGCUCACUUUUCGUUUUUUCGUACGGAUUGGCCGAGAGCUCUGGCCGGUGAGUCUUUGAAACGACGUAACUGGAUGGCGCAAUUUGUUUCUCUGUCUCUGGUGCGCGAUUUUCCAAGAUCCUUUGCCGGGAAUAAACCUUUAAAACCGUCAAUUCAGAGUAAAAGCACUCGUAUCACUUGACUUUCAACAUUUCGACGUCAUUUCGAUCAUCUGUAAAAGUCGGGGGGCGGGGGAGGGUUCUCCCUUAUAUAAGCCAUACAGGUAUGUGCCGCCCCAAAGGGUAUAGUUUUUGCGCCGUUUUGGUCUGAAAACGGGUAUAGACUUUAUCCGUUUUGGUCUGGAAUCGGGUAGGGUUUUCGAGGAAACUACGGCAGUGUAUGAAAGUAUUUAUCGUUUCAAUUCCAAAUGAAUAAGAAAGAAAGAGAAAUAUGCGAAUUCGAGGUGGAUUUUAAGACAUCUUUCUCAUUGACAUUCUAAACCUAAGUAAUGGUGGUGACAUAAUUUCUCAGAGACCAGGUCUGAAAACGGGUGUAAAAAAUGACAAUUUUCGGUCUGAAAUAAGGUCAGGAUUUGGAGAACCGGGCGGCACACCCCCACCAAGAAUUCCCAGGUGUACCCCCCCCCCGGGAUAAUAGCAUUGACCAUUUUUAAAUUAAAAGUUGCAGGCGCGCGGUGGCCAGUGUAUAGUAUCAAGUGGCUAUUAAGAACAACUUUCAAAAUUGGGGGUAUGAGCAUGGUAUUGUUGUUUUAGAGCAACUCUGUGCAGAAGUCACUUAUAGUGCGUUAAACGUAUACAUGUAUUCAACUAUUCCUGUGAAGAAGAUAUGAAACAAAUUUCAUCAGGGAGCAGUAACCAAAAUAACCUUUUUGGUGAUUUUUUCUGGCAUACCGUAAAAUUCCGAAAAUAAGCCCCUCCAUGUAUAAGCCCUCCAAAUAUAAGCCCCCCCAUCCGGUAACGCAAAAAACCCUCCGUUAAAUCACCCCUCCAAGUAUAACGCCCCCCGAGGGCUUGUACUUGGAAAACUGCCCUCAAAUAUAAAGUAAAGCAAAGCCAAAACGGUAAAUUUACUCCCAACUAUAAGGCUAGCCCAUUCGAUUUUGAAACGCAAAUUUCCCUCCGUAGAUGAGCCCCUCCAAAAAUAAGCCCUUCAAAAAGGGCUUUUGAAAAAUAUAAGCCCCGGGGCUUAUUUUCGGAAUUUUACGGUAAAAUUAAAACUUUAAAAUUCCUUUGCCAGCUGUUGCCGGCAACAGACGACAGUGAGCAGUUCCAAUACCUUUUCAAACUUUUAUGGCCAUUAAUUACAAAUCUGGAGCAUUAUUUUUGGCAAUCAAUUGAUGCAACAAAAAGUUAAAGAUUUUUAAAAACAGUUCAAAAAGAAUUUCAGGUAUAGCGUGACAAUAACCCCGGCUUUCAGAGAUGGCGUGACAAUAGCCCCGGCUUUCGCAGAUAGCGUGACAAUAGCCUCUGCUUUUACAGAUGGCGUGACAAUAGCCCCGGCCUUUAAGAUGUCGCCCCAUUUAAGGGAAUCCGGAUUCCGCAAUCCGGUAAAUUUUUGCUUGUGGGAUCCGGAAUCCGGGAAAAGUUUUGCUCGUGAAAUACUGAAUCCUGGACUUUGGAAUCCCGAAUCCUAAGAUUGGAAUCCAGAAUCCAAGUUCCACAGAAAAUGACUGGAAUCCAGUACCUGGAAUCUGAAAUUCACGGCGAGGAAUCCAGAAUCCAAGACUGUCUUAGAUUCCCUAACAUGGGGCGCAAGAUGACUCCAUAUAUUAUCCGCACGCCGAAAUGUGAUUGAAAUUUAUUGAUUUACAAACCAAAAAAACCCUAUCUAUUUAAUACAAAAUUCCGUCUGUCUUGUGUGAAUACAGGGGAACAUUGUGAGACCAUCAGUGAAUGCAGUGUGCCCUGUGAACAUGGACGAUGUACCCACAAACCUGACGUGUGCGAGUGUGAGUCCAAUUGGGGGCCUCCAGGAAACUGCAGUAUCUACGAGGGUCCUUGUCUCAACUGCUCCUCUGAAGGAGGAACCUGCAAGGAUGGUCCUAACACGUGCAAGUGUAAACCAGGUAUGAAUGAUGAUACACAAUGUCCUUUACUCCUAAAUGAGAUUUUAGUGCUAUUUCCAGUACUCACUAUAAUUUUGGUGACUGUUGGCAGGGAAAAUUUUUCAUUGAUGCCCUUGAAAAAAGCCCACGAGUACAGACGUCUCUCCUCACAGCUCAAGGUACGUUUCGCGGGAAAGUCCCUUGUGGUCAUGAGGAGCGAGGACAGACGGCUGUAUUCGUAGGCUAAAAAAAUCAAACCCGUCACACAGCUGCUAGUUCUUGGUGAUUUUUUUUCAAGGUAGGAUAUUAUAUCUGACUUGUCUCCCGUCCCUUUCCUCUAAGGAUAUAUGGGUCCACAAUGCUCCGAAAAGACUUGUGAUGGAUGUGUUAAUGGACGGUGCCAUCUGGCCCCUCUCGGCAAGUCAUGUGCCUGUGAUGCUGGCUGGGCCAACCAAGUUCACGUCCCUGGAUUUGAUCCCUUGCACGGACCCUGUACGAUAAUCAGAUACUGUAUGGUGCCGUGUGUUCAUGGUGCAUGUCCACACGAUCCUUACAGCUGUGAGUGUAGUUCUGCUCAAUACGUGGGCACCGAGUGCGACACGAUUAGGUGUCCAAAGUGCUGUCCACCAGAGACGUGUGAUUGCUCUUCUCUUGCCAAUAUUCACUGCCGUCCUACUUGGCAUCACGAUUGCUGCCUGUUGAAGUCUUGCUUCAGGGGAGACACCUUGGUUCACACUGCCAGAGGAAUGGUACCGAUCGAAACCAUCAAGGAAGGCGAUAUGGUAGUGACUCGUCAUGAAGGCGACGAUUCUUCUGUGACUUAUCUGCGUCGUGUUGACCAAGUUCGGAAGCAGUUUGUGCCAAAAAUUGAUCUCGUUGUGUUUCGCACGCACGAGGAGGACAUCUGGGUAACGCGCGACCAUCCGUUCUUUGAAACUCUAACCGGCAAGUGGAUGAGUGCUGUGAAUGUAACGACCUCGCAUUCUCUCCAAGGUUUGAAUGGUAAAAUGGUGAAACUGAAGAAUCACCUGAAGGCGUCGCAACUUCUCACAUCAGCCGACGAGUCUGGUCUUGUUGCUGUUUACGAUCUAUCCGUAGAUGAGUACGAUCGAUACACCGUCGGGAAAGAUGGGCUGCUCGUGUCUGCGUGUAACAACUCGGAUGACUUGGAGCACAGGGACAAGCAAGUCUGGGGUGAAGCAGCGCAUCCAAACUUCGAUAGCAGCUCAGUUGGUGAAACACAGACAUUUGAGGUAACUAAAGCGAGGUUUGAAUUAAAGAGUCAGCCAGAAGGCAAAGAGGCGUUGACAGAGAAAAACAUACCGCACACUAAGUCUUCCAGUCGUAGAGCUAUGGUAAAACAGGCAAUUACCCCUGGAUCAGCAUAAAGUAAUGUAGGUCUAACUUUCAAAGCUUUUCAAACUCUUUUAGUCCUUUUGAAAUAACGUGGAUGCGAGGUAUCUUUUACACUUUUUGUCUAUGAGGGCGACAAAAAUCGAAUAUCUUUGCGCAUAGUUAUUAGAGGAGACUGGUUAUAAAAAGCGGCAAACAUCAAUGAUAAAAACAACAGUGCUGCAGUUUAUGUUGGAAGCACCCUGAAAGUGUACAAUCCUUUGCUUUCUGUUGGCAAAUUGUUACGGAAUAAAUUAAUGCAACGUUUUUAUUGGUCAAUGCAAUCAAAAUGAUAGGAAUUCUUUUGAACGUUGUGCACUUUCAGGUCCACAAAAACAUAUAACAAAGGAAUCUGACGGGUUUCAUAACCAUUCCACUCAAUUAACUAUGCUUUGCGUGAAUACUGACUCUUGAUUGGAUAAAAUUACACGGGAGUCCGUACCCCGAACACGGAUUUUGCUUAGUUCUGUUGUCCAACAGUAACCAUCCAUACCCCUGGAUCAGUAUAAUGUAAUGUAGAUCUAUUAAAACUAGUUUUCAAACUCUUUUAGAUUAUUUGAAAUAACGUGGAUGCGAGGUAUCUUUUACACUUUUUGUCUAUCGAAUAUCUCUGUGACAGUUUUUGUGUAUUGUUUCGUAACCAGGUCGCCAAAGAAGAGCUGAACUUGAACGACGAUCGCUCUGAUACUGGCAACUCAGGCGAGGUAGGUCCCACCGUGGCUAUAGUGAUCGGAAGUGUACUGGCUGCCAUGUGUCUGGUGGUGGCGUUGUUUCUCAUCAUCAAGUAUCGUGGCCACAAGAAGCGACGUACAGAGCUACAGCCACUGGUGGCCCACUCCUAAGGCUUUAACCGAAAUAGAACGUUGCUGCAAGAAAAUUGUAGGAAAAGGCUGAAGAUUGCAGACAUUCUCUCCUGUAGCAGAUUCGCGCUCAGCUAAGUUUAGAAUUAGUGUGCAGAGCAUAACCUCAAUGGCAGUAUCAGAGACAGAAUUGAUCAGUGACAAUGAUAGAAUGCAUGAAAGUAAACAAGCUGUUGUAAAGGAAACGAAGCCUGUUUGGACUUUUUUAGUUUGCAUUUUAUUUUCGUAUUUUUCAAAAUGUGACCGCGGAAAAAUUCAGAAAGCACACAGUUGUCUUGGGAGGAGGGCUUUCUUGAUCAUUGUAGCAUGUUUCAUUUUGACAGUAAGGCAUCUAAACCUAUUAAAAACUCGACCUCCCCCUCUGUCAGACCAAGGUCAGCUAUGGGUGACGGUUUAUGUAGUUAUAAUAGGUAUAGUCCGUGGUCGAAAUCUUAUGUUGUCAUUGAUGUCACCGGGAUUCAAGAUCAGAUGCAGCCUCUCUGGUAGUAGCUUUGAAGCAAUAUUCUAAACAUAAAAACUUAUAAACCUUGAGCGAAAAGUACACAGGUGAUCAAGGACUGUGAUUUUAAUUGUCUCAGAAGUUAGUAUUGAAAAAUAAAAGCCUAUCGUAUGAAUCGU
Molecule: messenger RNA, 7249 nt
Organism: Porites evermanni
Lineage: Eukaryota; Metazoa; Cnidaria; Anthozoa; Scleractinia; Poritidae
Source: the annotation of a GenBank genome assembly